AUGAAUGGCUACGGUUCACCCUACCUCUACAUGGGGGGCCCGGUCUCCCAGCCAAGAGCGCCCCUCCAGAGGACGCCCAAGUGUGCCCGUUGCAGGAACCACGGGGUGCUUUCCUGGCUAAAAGGUCACAAGCGCUACUGCCGGUUUAAGGACUGUACUUGCGAGAAAUGCAUUCUUAUCAUCGAGCGCCAGCGGGUUAUGGCGGCCCAGGUCGCGCUACGGCGGCAGCAGGCGAACGAGAGCUUGGAGAGUCUCAUUCCAGAGUCGCUGAGAGCGCUACCAGGCAUCGCCGUUGGAACUGGAGGCGGCGAGGCCGCCCAGACCGCACCGCCACGAACCAGCAACAUUGACUUGCGAUGGACAGCCGACCCAAUUACCCCACAACUACCACAGGAGCUGAGUGAGGAUCUAUCUGCUGAGCAGUCCGGAGGAGAGAACAGCGGCAGCGCCAGUGAUCGGGAGCAGGAACCCGCUAGCUCCCCUGAGGAGCCCAAACCCAGUUCCUGCUACACGCCCGACACCCCUGAGCCCCCUCCCCACCCCGAGGAGCCCCGCUAUGCACUGCCCAAGGCCUGUGUCGACCCCGAGCCAAAGACUGACAGUCCCAAGUUUCCCUCCGAACCAAACCUCCUAAUCGAGGGCCUCUCAGGCUCUGUAUCCCUCCCCUUCAACUUGCGGGCCAACCGCCCACCCCUGGAAGUGCUGAAGAAGAUCUUUCCCACCCACAAGCCAGCUGUGCUGGAGCUGAUCCUUCGGGGCUGUGGUGGAGACCUGGUGGGUGCUAUUGAGGUCCUCCUCUCCAGUCGCCCUGCCACAAAGGUGGACAAGACCUCACCUGACACCUCUGAAGCCCUGGUCCUGCCCUCUAAUGGGCACCUUUUUGAGCACCCGCUCACCUCAUACCCAGUCUCCUCCUCCAAAUGGUCGGUGGGCUCAGCCUUCCGUGUGCCCGACUCGCUGCGCUUCUCGCCUGAAUCACCUGGAGGUGUGGUGCCGGGUCCACUGGGCAUGCCACUGCAGCCCAGCUUCCCCCAGUCGCCCCGCUACCCAUUGAUGCUGCGCAACUCACUGAGCCGCAGCCAGGCGGGCCCCUUUGUGCACAAUGAUGUGACUCUGUGGAAUACCAUGACCCUGCAGCAGCAGUACCAGCUCCGCUCGCAAUACAUUUCACCCUUCUCUGGCCCCUCGCCCGGGGUAUUCCGCACCUCGCCACUCCUAACGUCCAGGGCAGCACAAGAGGAGCACCGGCUCAGCAUGCAGGAGGAUGGCUGCCCAGUCGUGGCUAAACAGACGAUAUAUGCACCCGAUGAGGAGUAUGAUGAGAGGUCUGACUCCUCGGACUCCAGAAUCCUUAGUACGUCCGCCUAA
Molecule: messenger RNA, 1368 nt
Organism: Electrophorus electricus (electric eel)
Lineage: Eukaryota; Metazoa; Chordata; Actinopteri; Gymnotiformes; Gymnotidae
Gene: dmrt3a
Product: doublesex and mab-3 related transcription factor 3a
Biological process (GO): regulation of transcription by RNA polymerase II; male sex differentiation
Cellular component (GO): nucleus
Molecular function (GO): RNA polymerase II cis-regulatory region sequence-specific DNA binding; DNA-binding transcription factor activity, RNA polymerase II-specific; protein binding
Source: RefSeq, a predicted model, not a curated record